CAUGAGCAUAAUAUGACCUGACGAGUCCUUUAUUGGAUUUGCUUUUUUGAUCGUCGCGGGUACCCACCGCAAGGCUAACAAAGUGUUGACCGAGGUCUUGGCAGCCUUGGACAGUCCGCUUGAAGUAGUUUCUACGUUCCCAAACUCUCUGCUCUGUUGCAUAUGAAAGAAGCGGUGACCAAUAAACAUCGGGCUGCAUUUGUCGUUGAUGCGGACCUGCCCUAUCGCCCCUUUCAAGCUAAACAGGUUGAGUCACAGGAAAACCAGCUUCCUGAAGGAAACCUUAAUUUCACCCUCUUGAUAUUCCCACGCCUUCUCCACUCCACAACUCUGCAAUCACCAACAACCUCCAGCCAUGACGUUUAAAUUCUCUCGUAUCCAGCGGCUGAGCGUCGUUAUCGGCAUUUCAUUCUGUUUCUUCCUUGCGGAGAUUUCGAUCGGGUUCUACACGCAUUCUCUGGCCUUGGUAGCAGAUGCUUUUCACUAUCUGAAUGAUCUGGUCGGCUUCAUUAUCGCCCUUGUGGCCGCCAUCGUUGCCGAAAGAACAAAGGCUCCCAAGGCACUGACAUUUGGCUGGCAACGGAUCCAGCUGCUAGGUGCCUUUUUCAACGGAGUCCUACUGUUUGGUCUAGGAAUCAGUGUCUUCUUGCAAUCAAUCGAGCGGUUCAUUUCCCUGCAAAAGGUCGAGAAUCCGAAGCUCGUCCUGAUCAUGGGAUGCGUAGGCUUCGGCCUCAAUCUUAUCAGCGUUCUCUUCUUGCAUGACCAUGGCCACGAUCAUGGCGAUGGCCAUAGCCACGGUCACAGCAACGAGCAUAACCAUAGCCAUAGUCAUGGCACAGACAGUGGCGAAGGCUCUGCGCCUGAAGCCUCUACAGACACAGACCCAGACGCAGUCGGUCUGGUGGACGGAAAGCAUAUCCACCAUAAGCACCAUGUCAUCAAGAAGAACGCCUCUCACAAGCCGCACCGAGACCUCGCCAUGAUGGGCGUGCUCAUCCACGUCAUCGGCGACUGCGCAAAUAACCUCGGUGUCGUCAUCGGCGCGGCAGUGAUCUGGUUCGCCAACUAUGGAGGUCGAUUCUACGCCGAUCCAGCCGUGAGCAUGGGUAUCGCCAUUAUGAUCUUCCUCUCUUCCAUCCCACUUAUCAAACAAUCCGGACUCAUCCUCCUCCAAAGCGCACCGCAAGGGGUCGACCAUGACGACGUCAAACACGAUCUCGAACGAGUCCCCGGAGUCCUGGCCGUGCACGAACUACAUAUCUGGCGACUGAAUCAGACCAAGUCCCUUGCUUCUGCGCAUGUGGUCAUCGACGGUGAUAUCAUUCUCGACUUUGACAGUCUCGCCAAGACGAUUCGGGAAUGUUUCCAUGCGUACGGUAUUCAUUCCGUGACGCUUCAGCCGGAGAUUCAUACCAGUCGACAAGUAUCGACUACCGGCCAAUCAACGCAUAGCUCGGGGGUGGAGAUUGGAAUCGGGGAAGGAGAGAGCAGUUCCAAGAGGCGGCAGAGUCUUGAGAGGGCGAUCAAUCAGUGUCAAACUGGUUGUGGGAGUCUGUGCUUGGACUUGACCUGCUGUCGAUGAAAGAAUGCCUUCGGGGAAGUGAAGGCGUUGAAGGUAGCCACUAAGUGGAAAUGUACAAAGAAAAAGUGAUGAACAUGAUUGCAAAUAAUGCAAAUGCAGGCUCGAUUAUAGGAGCUGUUUCACUAAAUAAAUGCAUGAUAAACACGACGCAACUAAUUAUUAUAUCCAAUACAAUCCCAAAGAUUUUCUGACAGAAGGUUGUACCCUCCUAACCUAUCCAGAUCUCAAUAUAUACAUGAAGUUCUCGUCCCAAAUUACCGACCGAAGAAAUGAAGCUCCAGCGGCCGCACAGCGCAAUAUAUAACGAACGAGAAAGCGAAGCCCAGCUCGAAACCAACGUCACCACCAAACGGCAACUCACCCGCAUGCUUGGCAAUCGGUCCGACAAACCAGGUCUGGCUCAUACCGGUGAUCAUACCGGCGACACCGAAGCAGAACGCAAUGGACGCGGCAAUACCGAUGGGCAACUUAUCGGGCU
This is a messenger RNA of Penicillium brasilianum, 2060 nucleotides long. The record is from the annotation of a GenBank genome assembly. NCBI's taxonomy places the organism in Eukaryota, Fungi, Ascomycota, Eurotiomycetes, Eurotiales, Aspergillaceae.